AGAGAUACGAGAGCAGAAUAAAUAACAUUGAACAUAUCGUUGAUAUUAAUCCUUUGUUUCACAGUGAUUAAGUUAUUUGGAUCAUCAGAAUCAUCGCGACAUUUACAUUCUUGGAGGAAAUACUUCUUUGAGAACCGAAUCACCAUCUGAAAGUGGUUAAAAUAGAGGUCGAUCUCGUUACUUUUUACUCGGUUCAUUGAGCUGCAGUCGAGCAGCUGCUUGAGAAAGUAGUUGACAGCGUACGUGACGGACCGUGUCUCCCCGGCCGCGGCGCAGCCUAGCCCCUUCCUCGAGAGUUUCGCGUCGAAGCUCCAUGAAGUUUGACUUUGAUCUGCAACAUCAGGAUGUCUUCUGGAAACGGAUCUUCCCCUGGUUCUUCGACAACCAUUGCAGGAAUAACCGCCCCUUUGACUAAAGUUGUGUCGAUGCUUGCCCAUAAUCUGUCGUCACCAUUCCCAAAUGGGUCGAGCACUCCAGCACCCACAGAGUUGCCACCGUCCGUUCAUGCCAUUUUCUUGCAGACGAAAGGAGCAAAGGCAGUGGCAGGCAUCUUUGCUUGGGCAGCUUUCAUUAUCACAUGCUAUCAGAUUUACAUGCACCUGCGCCACUACACCUGUCCGGGUGAACAGCGCUGGAUAGUACGCAUCCUCUUCAUUAUACCCAUCUACUCCUUCGACUCCUGGCUAUCACUUCUCUUCUUCAGUCAAGACCACUACUAUGUCUACUUUGACAGUAUCAGGGAUUGCUAUGAAGGUAAGCAUUUCAGUGCAUUUCUCUUCAAUACAUGUGUUAAAGUUGCUCAAGUGUUGGUAAUAUAUAGAGGGCAGCACACGGAUGUACGCAUGGGAGCCGGGAAAAACUCCAAGUUCAGGAAUGCAGCCAAGUCUGACAUCCGCCCAGACGGGACAAGAGAUCUGCUUGCCUUGAACUGUGCUACUAUGUAG
This is a messenger RNA of Strongylocentrotus purpuratus (purple sea urchin), 944 nucleotides long. Its product is annotated as transmembrane protein 184B-like. Gene Ontology annotation, biological process: transport. The record is from RefSeq and is a predicted model, not a curated record. The transcript is spliced from 3 exons. The coding region runs from base 345 to 944 and encodes 199 amino acids. Lineage: Eukaryota; Metazoa; Echinodermata; Echinoidea; Camarodonta; Strongylocentrotidae. Gene Ontology annotation, molecular function: transporter activity.